UGCUUUAGGCAAUCUAGGAUUUUCGCAUGUUUGCCCGACGAUGGGAACCUGGGAUUGGAGAGGCGUUUUAGGCUGGAGAAUAUACGGAUUAUGGAGAUACAAUGAGGAGAUUUGGCUGGAAUUCUCAAGAGAUUGAAGCAAUUUUAGGAAAGAAGAUCUUUGGGGUGUUUGGGUAUUAUGGAUCUACAGAGGAGCGUAUCGCGAUGGCAAUCAUCAUUAACAAGAAAUCGAAGGAAUAUCAAGGGUCAGUUACUGGGUAUCAAUGGGAAAUGAGGAACGGCGAGCGUACUCGCAAAAGGCUUAAGAUUAUUGUAGCUCACUUUGACAACUCGGCGCUAAUCAAAACCUAUUCCAAAAUCUUGAUUGGAAGAUGCAUGAACCCCGAGGAGCAAGAUAUGAAGGCAUUGCUCACAAACCUUCUGAAGAUUUGGAAACUGGAGGAACGGAUCAUUGGUAGUGAUUUGGGACUUGGCAAAUUUCAAUUUGACUUUGAGAAGGAGGAGGAAAUUGAUGCGGUCCUGAGAUUGCAACAUUUCUACUUUGACUGUUGGAUGCUCUCUUUGGCAAGAUGGCAACCUAAGAAGUUACAGCUCUAUCCGUCGGAGAUCACUUUCUGAGUAAGAGUGCUUGGAGUUACAUUGGAGUUUAGGAAGGGUCCUACAUUCGAUAGUAGUAGUGACGCUAUUGGGAGGACGGUCACAGUAGACGUGGACCAUUCUCGGGUUCAAGUGGUUGUGGAUGCCUUUAAGGAGUUGUGCUUCGAAACCACAGUGGACUUCAAAGGUGGGGAGUUCUAUGAUGGUAAGGAAGUAAUGAUUUCAUUACGAUAUGAAAAGUUAUUUGGCUACUUUCCGCUUUCCUCUAGUCUCUGCCAUAAGGAGGAAAGAUGCCCACUAGGCAAGAAGGCCACACAGAAGAAUUCAGAGAGGAAGCGAGGAAUUAGGGAGAAUAAUGGUGGAUGGUAUGAUGGGGGAAACUAUGAUGAUCGAGCCAGGAGUUACAAAGGUUUGGUCAUUAACGGUGAUGGGAGGCAAUAGACGAGAGAAGGAGAGGGUCGAGAAUACUACGGGAAGGGUAAAGGUAAGAUGGUUGAGGACACUGAUUCUCAAUGGGUAAAGGUGGCAGAGAGAGGAAGUAAGAGAUCGGUUGCACACAGGAGAAAGUAUAGAGGAGAUAGUGAUGUUUCGCGCCAAAUGGUUAAUCGCAGAGAGGGAGAACGUUUUGGUGAUCAGGAAGGGCCUGAGAGAUCCGUUCCUGGAUUGAUUCGAGAUCAAAACUCCCUGAGUGACUUACGAGUGGAAGCUAAAGAGGAGGGGGAGAUCUCGACUGCAGGGGAGAGUCUUUUGCCACUUCCUUCACAAGAAUUUCAAGAACAACUAACCAGAACUCAGGCGACUGGAUCAGAAGUGAUCUCGGAUCCUUUAGAUACGGGGAGCAUUGCUGUAAGUAACAAGAUGAGGGCAGCCAAUGCACUCGUCUUCCCUCGUAAGUGUGCUGCAGCAAAGAUAAGCAAACGCCAUGGAGAUAACAACAAACCACCGGAGAGUAAGGGCACUUCAAACCUUAUGUCGGGCCAUCAAUAAGCUUGAUUUAUGGAUCAAGUUUUCAUAGUAGUGAGUUCAACCAAGCAGGAGUUGGGUCCUGGUUUGGAGCUUUUAUUUAUUUCAAUAAGCUCAGUGAGCAUAAGUUCUUUAUUUUGGGUAAAGUUUUAUCGGGACGGUUGAAGUUAUGAAGAUUGGGGAAGGAAACGAGCAGUUCCUAGCUUGUAGUUUUCAUGUUUUCAUUGUUAUAAUUAGUCUUAUGAGCAAUCUAGUUUGUUUUCUUGUUGAGGCUUUUAUGUUUUCUGUUUUACUAAAAUUGUUAUGGUUGUUGGCAAGAUCUAAUUAUAAGGUCAUGCAUUGGAAUAAAUUUUACUGUUUUUGCUUUUGGUGCUCGUGUUUUGUGGAAUCGAUAUGUAGUUUCACCGAGGUUGGAUGGAUUAUUCCUCUUUGUG
Messenger RNA from Raphanus sativus (radish), 1993 nucleotides. RefSeq lists its product as uncharacterized. The record is from RefSeq and is a predicted model, not a curated record. The transcript has 2 exons. NCBI's taxonomy places the organism in Eukaryota, Viridiplantae, Streptophyta, Magnoliopsida, Brassicales, Brassicaceae. Bases 102 to 617 code for a protein of 171 amino acids.